Messenger RNA from Aspergillus novofumigatus IBT 16806, 1053 nucleotides. RefSeq names its product putative cellulose-binding GDSL lipase/acylhydrolase. Gene Ontology annotation, molecular function: cellulose binding; hydrolase activity, acting on ester bonds. The coding region runs from base 1 to 1053 and encodes 350 amino acids. The record is from RefSeq and is a predicted model, not a curated record. The transcript has 4 exons. Gene Ontology annotation, biological process: carbohydrate metabolic process. NCBI's taxonomy places the organism in Eukaryota, Fungi, Ascomycota, Eurotiomycetes, Eurotiales, Aspergillaceae. Gene Ontology annotation, cellular component: extracellular region.
AUGUUGCACAUAUCGAUCGUGUCAUUGACUGUUUCCUUGGCUCUGGCACUUGGUGCCAACGCCCAAGCAGCAUUAUACGCUCAGUGUGGUGGUCAAGGCUACUCGGGUCCUACCUCGUGCGUCGCUGGAGCUGUCUGUAAAGUUUGGAACCCGUGCUCAAUGCGUCCCUGGAACAAGUACUGCACCGAUAAAGUACUUCAUCACUUUGUGAGUCACCCUCAACUUCAUACCGAAAGUUCUUGUACUCAUCAAGUUAGUGGUGACUCCUACUCGCAGACGGGAUUCAAUAUCAAUGGCACCAAACCGUCCGCCGAGAAUCCCCUCGGGAACCCCACUUUGCCAGGAUGGACGACGACUGGAGGCUUGAACUGGAUCGGGUUCCUCGUCUCGAAAUAUAAUACGUCCCUGACUCUGUCAUACAAUUUUGCCUAUGGUGGAGCGACGACCAACGCCAGCCUUGUUGCUCCAUUUACCUCUACUGUCCUUAGCUUCAUCGAUCAGGUCACCGAGUUCACCAACAGCAUCGCCUUGAAGCCCUCUUAUGCGCCGUGGACCAGCGAGAAUACUCUCGUGGGCGUCUGGAUGGGCGUGAAUGACGUUGGCAACUCAUACUGGCAGUCCAGUAUUGACGAACUUCUCAUCAAGAUCAUGGAUAGCUACUUUGGGCAGCUGCAAAUUCUCUACAACGCUGGAGUGCGGAACUACGUGCUACUCGGUGUUCCUCCAAUCAACCGCUCCCCACUCAUGCUUUCCCAAGGCACCAGUGCCACUACCGCGGAAGCGGCAGUGAUCGCAAAGUACAACAACCUGAUCGCGACAUAUCUCGCUAACUUCAAGUCCAAGAACAGCGGUGUCACAGCGACAAUCGUGGAUACGCAGGCGCCAUUCAAUAAGGCAUUGGAUAAUCCCACGGCCUAUGGUGCGCCCAAUGCUACCUGCUAUAACAGCGAUGGUACCAGCUGUCUGUGGUUCAAUGACUACCACCCUGGCGUUGCAAUCCAGAACCUCACGGCACAGGCUGUGGCUUCUGCGCUGAAGGGAUCGUUUUUCUAG